AUGGCGGCGGCGGCGGCGCGGAGCCGGUGCUUGGUGGCGGCGGCGGCGCUGGGCCGGGCCAGGGCCGCCUCGGCCUCCUCCCGUUGCUGCUGCCUGCCGUGGAGCGGGCGGGGGCUCCGUGGGGCGGCCUGGGCAGGGGGGUGGGCGUGGCCCGGGCUGCCCCCCAGGCGCCUCCUCUCCUCGCGGAAUCGUCCUGAGGGCAAAGUGUUGGAGACGGUCGGUGUAUUUGAAGUGCCAAAACAGCAGGGCAAAUAUGAGACGGGGCAGUUAUUUCUCCACAGUGUAUUUGGAUACCGGGGGAUAGUCCUGUUUCCUUGGCAAGCCAGGCUGUACGACCGAGACGUUGCUUCCCCCGUGCCCGAUAAGGGCGAGAACGCGGCGGGGCAUGGAUCCAAAGAAGUCAAAGGCAAGACACACACUUACUACCAGGUGUUGAUAGAUGCUCGCGACUGCCCUCACAUAUCUCAGAGGUCACAGACAGAAGCGGUGACGUUUUUAGCAAACCAUGACGACAGCCGAGCCCUCUACGCGAUCCCAGGCCUUGACUACGUUAGUCACGAAGACAUCCUCCCAUACACGUCCACCGACCAGGUGCCCAUCCAGCACGAGCUGUUUGAACGGUUCCUCCUGUACGAUCAGGCGAAAGUUCCUCCCUUCGUGGCGAGGGAUACGUUGUGCGCAUGGCAGGAGAAGAACCAUCCGUGGCUGGAGCUCUCCGACGUGCACCGGGAGACCACAGAGAACAUCCGGGUCACGGUGAUCCCCUUCUACAUGGGCAUGCGGGAAGCCCAGAACUCCCACGUCUACUGGUGGCGCUAUUGUAUCCGCCUGGAGAACCUGAACAACGAAGUCGUGCAGCUCCGGGAACGGCACUGGCGGAUCUUCAGCCUGUCCGGCACCCUGGAGACUGUCCGUGGCCGGGGGGUCGUGGGACGCGAGCCCGUCUUAUCCAAAGAACAGCCCGCCUUCCAGUACAGCAGCCACGUCUCCUUGCAGGCAUCCAGUGGUCACAUGUGGGGCACUUUCCGCUUCGAGCGGCCCGACGGAUCCCACUUCGACGUCCGGAUCCCGCCCUUCUCUCUGGAAAGCAAUAAGGAUGAGAAGACGCCCCCUUCUGGCCUCCACUGGUAGAGAAGCCCUCAGGAAACCAGCCCCCCAACACCCCACCCCUUCCAGGACAACUCAACACCCUCUUCUUCUGUCUUCAAGGGCUGAAGCUAGUUCUGGUUUUUUAAAACAUCCUGGGCCGCCCUCCUCCUCCUCCUCCUCCUCCUCCUCUUCCUCUUCUCCUCCUACCCCUUCACAGUUGCUGAGAGGUAGGGAUGUGCUCUGAACUUUUAAUUCUGUGGUUGCCGAGCCCUGUGAAUCUUUCCUCUACAACAUGCUCAGGUGCCUAGAGAAUGUUCUAGCUGGGCUGCCUAGAACAAAAUUACUGCUGCUGGAGCUGUGAGGGCUCCCUGCCCUGUGCAGACCCUGUUUUGAAUUGUGAAGGCCGGGGUGUGUGUGUGUGUGUGUGUGUGAAUGAAUGAAUAAACCGCCCCUGGCCCUGUGCCCAGUUUCAGCCCGGUUUUCCUUCUGCAACCCGAAGGCCUCACCCAUCCUCCUGGUGGUGUCAUGAGUCCCAAGGCAGGCGAGAGUGGAUGUGCCUCAGCCUUCCCCCAACCUGCCGCCUUCCAGGUGCGUUGGGACUACAGCAACUAUCCUCCCCGGCCACGGGUCAGUUUGAGUUGUCGUCCAGCACAUCCAGAGGGCGCCCGGUUGGGGAAGGAUGUUGUGCCUUCUCUUUAAGGUAGGGGGUGCCUCUAGCUCUGCCCCACCCAUCCUCUGGGACCCCAAAGCAGCAGCAUUUGCCUACCACAAGUUGACUGCUCUCUCCCCACCUUGAUGUCUUCUUCCAAAUCCCUCUUCUCUAGAGAUGCUUGAAAGGCCUUGGCUGGGUUGUCCCUGCUGCAGUGAAGAAUUGGGAAGACGGCUCCUGUUCCCCAGCUGCUUUUUUGCCGCUCUGGGACAGCUGCUCCAUAGGCAGCAUCUCUGGCCUCAGCGGUGUUGUUGUGCUCCCAGCUGCUCUUGUCUUCUUGGGGAGGGGGGGGGAGGUGAAUCUUAAGAGCUCUGUUCCCAAACAAAACGUCAGAGAGGAGUGCAAGGCCCGUGUGAACUAUGGCGAUUCUGGGACCAGGGCGGCCGCUGCAUGUUGCUUCCUGCUCGAAGUGACAAGUGCCAUCUCCAGGUUGGGAGGUGCGACGGCCUCUCCUGGGCUUCGUAUCGAAUCUCAAUAGCUUCCCCCUUUGGGUAUCACUCCAGUUGCCAGGGAAGUGAUACCUAUCGAAGAUUGGUUGUCUUGAAGCCACACAGGCAGCUUAAAAUUGGUUCACGUCGGCCAAGGGAGCCAUGGUGUGUGCAUUGGUCAGCCUUGGGCAUGGGGGAUGCGCUCCUCCGCCUGCUUCUCCCUUGCCGUAACUGGUUUCGCCUGUUUUUGCAGGCAGUGAAAUUGUAAGUGUUGCCAUGAAUGGUGGCUGAGUCUCCCGCGAGGCGCCGAACGGGCUGCACGGGGGACGGCUGUUGGCCGAAAGGGAGCUCGCCAGAGCCACGUGGACGCCACCCCCCCCCCCCCCCCCGCUUGGCUUCUGCUCUUCGCCCUUGUGCCUGCCAGAGGCUUUUGGUUGAAGGCGCACCCCCCCACCCCAUUGAGGCUCAAGAUCGGGGCAGAAGGCAGUGUCUCCUGGAAAGCGCCUCCCUUCAGCCCUGCUCUUGGCUGGUGGUCAGUGAUGAAGGCCGGCAGCGCUAAGUGGUGGAGGGAUAGGAAGCCCCCUGCCAACCGGGGCCCAUUUUCACAUGGAGGGCUUCUUGACAUGGGCAGGGGUUGUGUUGUUCCCUUGAUUGCUUCUUCCCUCAGGCUGUUGUUCUCCCACCCCACCUGGGAGGGACAAUGCCCCCUCCCCACGCCACCUUUAGUGCUUCCAGACUGUCAGAGGCUGUUGUGUAAAUAACUGUAAAGAAACAAAUCUCUAUCCAAUAAAAGUGUUAAAGUAAA
Molecule: messenger RNA, 3031 nt
Organism: Elgaria multicarinata webbii
Lineage: Eukaryota; Metazoa; Chordata; Lepidosauria; Squamata; Anguidae
Gene: POLDIP2
Product: DNA polymerase delta interacting protein 2
Exons: 11
Coding region: 1-1131 (376 amino acids)
Biological process (GO): error-free translesion synthesis
Cellular component (GO): mitochondrial nucleoid; nucleus
Molecular function (GO): DNA binding
Source: RefSeq, a predicted model, not a curated record